Nilaparvata lugens (brown planthopper) is the source of this 4467-nucleotide messenger RNA. RefSeq names its product DNA damage-regulated autophagy modulator protein 2. The transcript is spliced from 6 exons. The record is from RefSeq and is a predicted model, not a curated record. Lineage: Eukaryota; Metazoa; Arthropoda; Insecta; Hemiptera; Delphacidae. Bases 185 to 955 code for a protein of 256 amino acids.
GCUGUUCUGUGGCAGACGCCAGACGCCGUAUUGUUGUCAAGUUGUGGUAAUUCAGAAAACUAAUUUAUUUUUGUCGACUGAUAAACAAGAAAGCUUUGAAUCACUUUGUUCUUUUGUUGCGGAUAUGAAUAACUCUCUAUAGAAAUAAUUUUUUUCUCUGUAUGACUAGAAUAUAAUUUUCAAAAUGAUCAUAAAAGGCUUGCAUUUAAUCCCAGUAGUGUUGUUCAUUGUUUUGCCAUCGACGUUUGUGGGAACAUACAUAUAUGCCGUGAUGAAAGGGCAUGUGGAACCAUAUUUUCCUUACAUAAGUGACGCAGGUACAAGGGCUCCAGAAAGCUGUGUAUUCGGCCAACUGAUAAAUAUGUGCUCGGUCAUGUUGGCGAUAUCUGUGUAUGUACGCUACUGUCAUGUCUACCAGUAUUGCGUUGAAUGCAAUUUUCCCAGCAAAGUGUUGACCUUGAACAAGAUCGGCGUGUGGCUUGGUCUGCUCUCCUGCUUGGGACUCAGUCUAGUGGCCAACUUCCAGGAAACAAAUGUGUUUGCCAUACAUAUUUUCGGUGCUUUCCUCUGCUUUGGUCUGGGCACGAUCUACUUUUGGCUACAGGCAAUAUGCUCUUACCACAUGACACCUUUGGUUAAUACACCUUAUGUAUCCAAUCUGCGCGCUGUGUUGGCUACAAUAUGUUCAGUCUUCUUUGUGAUAAUGGCUGGCUGUGGAAUUACUGCGCAUCUUAGAUUCCAUGGACACGAUCCGAGAAAAUGGUACCCAACAGAUGGAGGAUGGGUUUUACACGUGAUAAGCACAACUUCGGAGUGGAUAAUCGCCCUGUGCUUCUGUUCAUUUAUUCUAUCAUUCUCUAACGAGUUCAGAGAUAUAACUAUUCAUCAUCCACAGAUACAACUGAACAGGCCUGAAUUGCUGAUAGCAAACACCAACGAUGAGCCGAUUAGUUGAUCAGAGUCAGCUGACCAGCAAGUACCAAAUAGCAGUAGUGUUGUCAACAUUCUAGGAGCCCACGGCAUCACACCGACAGACGAUGCACCGAUUGUCGAUGUAUGCGAAAAUGGUGAAACUGGCGCGAAUUUUCCAAUGCCAAAGACUCGUAGCUCGCCGACUCUAGCUCUGCCUUCUCCGGAUGAGUCGUACAGCAGUCGACUCAUGUCUCUCUCCUUGUCUCUCCUUAUGGCCGCCAUUUUCCAAGCGAUCCGCCAUCUUGGUGGACUUCUCCAGGAUGUCAUCUACACGUUGCAUUGGAAUGUCGAGAAUCAGUGAUGUAUUAAAUCAGUAACCCUCAAGCUGAAUAGAUAGAAGGUAGAACCAAUCAGAGAAGGCGUUUUUAAAAAGACGGCUCCUCUGAUUGGUUCUCGUGGAAUUAAUCACGGUUAAAAUUUAACCGGUUUUUGUGCAACCGGCACUAAGUGUCCCACCCUCCAUCUUCUUACCUUAAGUAAGAAAGUAUCCUCCCCUUAGAUUUUUAGUUAAUGCUGUUUCCAAUAGUUUUCUCUUGAAAUAGAAUCCGAUUCUGCAUAUAUAUAUUUUUGGGGGUAACCUUGAAAUACGAACUCCUGUGUUAUCCCCUUUCAACGUAUUGGAAAUUAUAUCUAUGACAUUAUCUUGCUCUGCCUAUUUAAAACUAAGAAUAUGUGUUCAAACUUCAUAGUUACGGUCAGAAAAUUGUCGCAGAGUUUUACAGUAAAAUUUCAUGCCAAAAUUGUCUAGAUUAAAUUUAUUAUGUAUUUUAUUCUUAUACAAAUUGACAAUUUCCACUGAGACUGAUGAGACACUUAGUGAAAAACUAAACUGAGACUUAGUUGUGAGAAACAAAAUAUAUAUCUGUAACAACAAGUAAUAAAUUUUUAUGAUAAAUAAGUAUAGUAAUAAUGGAUAUAACAAGUAUAAUGACAAGACUUGCUUCAGGCAGUAUCAGUAUCCGUUUUGGAGUGAACCGUGGUCUAGUGAAUAGAGUGCUUGCGUAGCAGCAUAGUGAUCCCGGGCUCAAACCUUCUCAUUAUCAAAAGAUUUUUAACCAGAUCAUUCCCGUGUUAUCGGAUGGGUACGUUAAACAGUCGGUCCCGGCUGAAGUAUGACAGUCGUAAGGCCCAUUGAAUGCUUAAAUUAUAUAUUCAGGCGGUGGGACCUUCCCGCAAGGGACUCCCCACCAACAAAAGCUGUACGAAUUUACUUUUAGUAUCAGUUCUAAUUCUUUUACCCAUUUUGGAGCGGCAUUUUACUGAAAAAAUCUGCGACAGUUUACUGCCUGUACCCUAAUCCCCGUUUACUCGAUAGCAGUUUAACCGUAGUUAAUCUUAAUCCAGGAUUAAAAGAAGCAAUCGUCGCAUUUAUUAUCAUGUGUUUCAAUUGAAUCUAAUCUUGGUUUAAAUGUAAUCAAACUGCUAUUGAGCUCAAGACUAAAGUCUGAUACCAGUUUGGACUCAAGUACAAAUUCUAAAGAAUAUUUUACAUCAACUCUGUUUUUAAAUAUGCUUCUAUCAAUGAAGUUUUCACUCUAUUCAGAAUUAUUUUUGAGAAUUCAAAAGUAUUUUCACGAUUUCAAUGCAAUGCUACCUUUCAAGACUCCAUGUUCUGUGUUCGUACUAUACUUAGUGCCAGUUGCACAAAAGCCGGUUAAAUUUUAACCGUGACUAAUUCCACAAGAACCAAUCAGAGAAGACUUUAUUGAAAAGACGGCUUCUCUGAUUGGUUCUCGUGAAAUUAAUCACGGUUAAAAUUUAACCGGCUGUUGUGCAACCGGCCCUAGGUAUUAUAUCUUAUACUGUGUCACCUUGAAUACUUGAUAUAUUUUCAACAAAUUCUUUCCAUCAUUAAUACUGACUUGUAUUGAUGUAUUCUUAAAAAUUCAUUAAUAAUGACUUUGCUGUAUCAUACUAAACAUGACAAGGUCUGUAGGAAUACCUUGCUAUAGACUUUGGACUUAGAUACACGUAAGAAACGAUAGAACCAUGUAGACUGAAAUUUCAAUUCUCUUUUAAUGACUGAGCGUGCUUUCUAACGUAUGACUAUGGCCCAAAACUCUAGUGAUAGUUUCUAUCUUAACGCUGACUUGUUUGUUGUAAAAUCAUAUAUAUUUCUAUCAAAUUUUGUAACUUUUGAAAUGUUACAUAAGUUGAAAUACAAUGGAAUUCUGUAUUAGUUAAGAUGUGUUUUGAUAGUGAACUAUUUGUUUAUUCAUUUUAUUAAUAUUUUGAUUAGUAUAAUUUCAUUCAAGUACCUAUUCCACUACUUGUUUCGAUACAUACUCGUAUGUAAAUUAGAUUGAUGGAAUGUGAGAGAAGAUUUACAAUAAUAAUCAUGUGAUAUAGCUACAUAAACAUUUAUGUGAAAUCUAUGUGUGAAGAUGGAUGUCAGGAAUUUUUUCUUAAUGCAAGAAUUGGAUUAUUAUUUUACAAACCGAGUCAGGCUCUACUUUCCUAUGAUGUUCAUAAGAUAAUUUUAUUCUAUAGAUUUAUUCAUUUUGAUAAUAUUUCAAAGAUUUUUGUAGAUAGUAUCUCAUGAAAUAUUGAGAAGUAUAAUAUACUUUACAAUAAAUAAUGUUUACGAUCUAUAGAUAGGAACUCUUCCCCCACAUACGGACCAAUAGUCUAUGUGGGGGAAUAUUUAUUUCCUGAAAAUAUUUAUUAUUGAAUUGUUAUGUAAAUGUUUUAUUGAUGUAUUUUUUGAUAGAAAUAAAUUGAAUAUGAAUUAUCUGUUCUUGUCAGCUAUGAUUUUGAUUUGAACAUUUUUUCUAUUUAUUUAAACAUGCUUUAUUUCAAAUAUUUUUUUUAUAUUUUUCACUUCGAUUUCUUGAAUUGAUUCAACUUGAUGUCUUAAUCUGUAUUUCUUGUUCUUCUCGUUGAAAUAAAUCGAAAAAUGCUAGGAAUCGGCUAGAUCAAAUGUCUUAGUUUAAUUUUAGAUAAUUACUUUUAAAACAAUACCUCAACUUAUUCUUUUGUAAUCUCAUAUUUUUCUCUUAUGAUAUUCUUUUUCAUGUAUUCAUAUAACCCUUCAUUAUGCUACUCUACACAACCCGGAUAAUAUAGUGAUGAAAAUUUUAGUUUAAUCUUAGGUCAAUUUUUUAGUUUAUUCAUUUAUAAAGUUUAAACUAGUCAGGUUUAACGAUUGCUCAAAUAUCUACUACUUAUGAUUUUUCAUGAAAUUGGUGGAUAAUUUUUUCUAGUUUCUUUUUAAAGUUGUAUAGUUAUUAGCUCAUAUUGUGAGUCCUCAUUUAUUUGUUCAUUCAUUAAUUUAUUCCAUAAUAGAUCUUGAGAAUUAUAACAUGUAAUCAAGUUGAGUCUGUUUCUUAUUUAGCUCAUAUUAUUCAGCUUUGACAAUUUAAAUUUGCAAAAAUUCUCAUUUCUUAUUAGUUUUUUACUCGCUUUAUUGCUAAUUAUAGUGACUGUAGAUUAGUGUUGAUCAUAAAUUUUCUAUAUGAUGCAGAAUGUAAGGAAGAAACGAUAAAAUUUCUCAAA